Colletotrichum karsti is the source of this 1134-nucleotide messenger RNA. RefSeq lists its product as uncharacterized. Bases 1 to 1134 code for a protein of 377 amino acids. The transcript is spliced from 7 exons. The record is from RefSeq and is a predicted model, not a curated record. NCBI's taxonomy places the organism in Eukaryota, Fungi, Ascomycota, Sordariomycetes, Glomerellales, Glomerellaceae.
AUGGCAACGCAAGCGGAUAUCGAGAAUCAGCGGCAACCGAGUGACGAGCGGACCCCGUUGCUCCGGACAUCCGCCGACGAUGAGGAGCCGAAUCAGCAGUCGUCCCGGGACCGGCCCAACGGCGAUAACGACCACGGAGAGAACCAAGACCCGGAGCAGGUUUACCUGAUUGCGCCCAGCCCCGAGGAAGAGGAGAAACCCCAGCGUACGACCAGUUGGUGGCUAUGGAGGGCCUUCUGGGCAAUCCUUGCGAUUGUUGUUUUGGCUGUGUUCAUCAAGGGCUGGGUCGAUGCUAAAGAUACGAAUUUCGACCUCGGGAAAGCGCUCAAGAGGGCUCUUGGCGGCGGUCUCAGUGGCGCCGCUGCCAUGGUUCUUCAAGUUUUGACGUUGAUGCCCAUUCGAACUAUCAUGAACUACCAAUACCGCUUCGGUACUGGCUUCAGGACUGCUACCGCGACACUGUACAAUGAUGGAGGGAUACGACGAUACUACCAGGGAAUUGGCGCCGCCCUCAUCCAAGGCCCGGUCUCUCGCUUUGGCGACACGGCUGCUAACGCUGGCAUCCUCGCUCUGCUUGAGUCGAACUCGUUCCUGAACCAGCUACCAACGCUCAUCAAGACCAUCUUUGCGUCUCUCUGCGCCGCCGGUUUCCGCAUGAUCCUGACGCCCAUCGACACACUCAAGACCACGCUCCAAGCUCAAGGCGCCAAAGGUACCGCCAUUCUUCGUCAGCGCGUCAAGACGCAUGGCAUUGGAAGUCUCUGGUGGGGAGCCUUUGCGACCGCUGCCGCCACCUUCGUCGGGCAUUACCCCUGGUUCGGAACCUACAACUAUCUCAGUGCGAACAUCCCGGAGCCAGACAAGAACGAUCUCUUCCUGUGGCUUCUGCGCCUUGCAUUCAUCGGAUUCUGUGCUUCCGUAAUCUCCGACAGCGUAUCCAACUCUUUGAGAGUUGUUAAGACCUACCGCCAGGUUAACGACACGCAGGUGUCUUACACCAAAGCCGCAAAAUUGGUUAUCCAAAACGAUGGUGUCAUCGGAUUGCUUGGCCGCGGCCUCAAGACCCGCAUUCUGGCCAACGGACUGCAGGGUGUCAUGUUCUCCAUCUUGUGGAAGCUCUUCCUUGACCUGUGA